This is a messenger RNA of Boeremia exigua, 1236 nucleotides long. RefSeq lists its product as uncharacterized. The coding region runs from base 1 to 1236 and encodes 411 amino acids. NCBI's taxonomy places the organism in Eukaryota, Fungi, Ascomycota, Dothideomycetes, Pleosporales, Didymellaceae. The record is from RefSeq and is a predicted model, not a curated record. The transcript has a single exon.
AUGAAGUCGUCCCAACACCCGCAACCCGCCCGCCCCGCGCCACCGCCCGCCUCGGACGAGCUCAGCGAGCAGUCGCUCCUCGACGAGCUUUUCCCCGAGGCCAGCAGUCGAGCGCCCGACCUCAGCAAGCGCCGCGCGCCCCCCAAGCUCGCUCUCCCGACUCCCGCGCACCCGUAUAUCCGCCCGGUGUCUAUCGACUCCCGUACUGACCGCGAGAAGUCGGUCGACGCAUUCCGCGCCCGCGGCGAGCAGACGACGGUGCUGCAGCUGGCUAACUGCAGCACCGCCCUGACCGAGGCCGACUUCCGCCGCCUGAUCCCGCGCGGACUGCACCUGGACACGUGGUCGCGCGAAGGCGAGUUCUACAAGAUCAUCCCCGGCCGCGACCCGCUCUCGCUCGCGCGCCUGCCCUUCUACUUCCUGCUGUUCCACACGCCCGCCUCGGCCCUGGCCUACCAAAAGAACGUCGCGAGACUGAGCAAGCUGAGCGCCCUCCAUGCGCCGGGCAGCAUCCACUCGCCCAUUGCACCACCCAGGGGGUACCUCGAGAACAGCGAGGACAUACACGCCUUGACCUCAUCGUUCGUGCUGCAACCGCAGGGCCACCCACUCGGGCUACACAUGUUGAUGCAGCCGUACAACCGCCCUCUGCGCGCCCUCUUCCAAGCUGGGGGGUAUGCGCCGAUCGUCCCUGAUGUCGAUGCUACAGGCAAGAAGAUCCACCGCGUGCUGCUGCACAUUGAUGGGUACGAGCCGAGCCACUGGGACCUGUGGCAGAUCCUCAGUCGGCACGCACACGCUCGGGGCAUCAUGUGGCCGUUCAGAAACGACCAUGCGGGUGCCCUGCGCCGCUUGCGCGACUGCAUCAACUUGAAGACUGUGUCCAAGACCAGGUUCGAAGCGGUUUCGUCAAUGAAUCCGCGAGCUGCCAAUCGCGCGAGCGAGACGGGAGGGGUCGAUUACGAAGACGUUCAAAUCUCGUCCUUUCUCGGUACGUCGACAGCCAGCUCCCACGACGGCCAUGACGAAACAGAGGCCCUGGAGCCUCAGGAAGUCAGCCAGCUGGUCAUGAACCGAGUGUACAACCGGUGGAUGGUCGAGUUGGAUGACGAGGACGCAGCGAGACGGUUUGCUGGGCUGUGGCACCGCGUUGUGCUGCCUGCCACCAAGGACAGGAAGGGUGCGUGGAAGGAGGCCGAGGAGGAGCGAUGGGUGGAGGCUGAAUAUCUGUGGUAG